AUGGGGUCUGAUGAGGAUUACCUACAGGCUACUAAGAUUGCCGCCUACAAUGGCUUUAUGGCACUCAGCACCGGCAUACCACAAGUGCAAUGCCCGACCGGGAAUUGUACAUGGCCAAUUAUCCCGACAAUCGGCGUUUGUGGGACUUGUCUGGAUGUUACAGAUGAUCUCCGCUUCACCUAUGUGAACGAGACGACGUGCGCACUGGAUAUACCUAAUGGCACGACACUGCAAAGAGAUGCAUGCGGCCCUCCAUACCCCUUUCGUAUUGGCAAGCAUUUCACCACCGGCCCAGGUUCUGGUCGUGUCUUCACCUCAUCCCCAAACAUACCAAGACGUGAGGCGUUUAAUGCGAUUGCUGAGUUUGGCGCCAUCGGUGUCUCGGAAAGCAGGAUAACGGCACAACCGAUGGUGAUGACCAACGACUCUAUUGUCGCCGAGUAUGCGCUGUGGUAUUGCCUUCAGACACGGGAAAUCCGGGUCGAAAUGGGCGAGUUGAGUGACAGGAUCACGGAAACCUGGAGCGAAGUACCGAUUGAUCACAAAUCAUACUUGUCCGACAAUGUCACGUUCGCCAACAUACCGUCUUCUAUGGGCACGGCCACGGGCGACUAA
Molecule: messenger RNA, 615 nt
Organism: Fusarium falciforme
Lineage: Eukaryota; Fungi; Ascomycota; Sordariomycetes; Hypocreales; Nectriaceae
Exons: 2
Coding region: 1-615 (204 amino acids)
Source: RefSeq, a predicted model, not a curated record